AAAGGCUCACAAAAGUCACACUUUUCUCAGUCCCGUCCUCAAGGUUACACAAGAACAAAGCAGCCCACAUCUCAAAGGUCUAAGCCAAGUUGCUACAGAUGUGGGGGAGAUAAUCAUCAGCACAGUGAAUGUCGAUUCCAAAAUGUAAAGUGCCACAAUUGUGGAAAGGUUGGACAUUUACAGAAAGUGUGUAAAGCCUCAAAACGCACAGCAAGAGCGCACAACGUGUCAGACGCAGCACAAGAAGAGGAAGGUACAACUGAAACAGUAUUGUAACUGUUCACAGUGUACACAGCUCAACAACAAAAAGAUGGAAUCUAUCUCAACAUGGAGUUAGCGGGAAAGCCAGUAAAAAUGCAGCUGGACACCGGAGCGUCUGUAUCUCUGGUUCCAGAGAGACUCUACAAAGAAAAACUGAAAGAGUGCCCUCUUCAGCCAGCGUCCAUCCGCCUUUCUUCAUACACUGGUGACACUAUUCCUGUGUUAGGGCAGAUCCAGGUACCAGUCCGGUAUGAGGGGAAGGAGUGGACGCUACCGCUUGUCAUUGUUAAAGGAGAAAAAUCAGCCUUGCUAGGCAGAAACUGGCUACAAAAGAUCAAGUUGAACUGGGGAGAAAUCUUCAGUCUGAGAAAGGACAAACCAGUGAGUCAGGCUACACUCACUAACAUGCUGGAGAAGCACAAAGAACUUUUCAAUGAUGGCUACGGCGAAAUACAAGACUUCACAGCAAAAGUCAGAGUGCAAGAAGGAACCAAGCCUAUCUUUCACAAACCACGUCCAGUUCCCUAUGCUCUUAAGGAAGCAGUAGAGAAGGAACUGGACCGCCUACAGAAGAAUAACAUAAUCACGAAAGUAGCGAGGAGCGACUGGGCCGCUCCGAUUGUUGUAGUCCCAAAGAAAGACAAGACCGUCAGAAUGUGCGGUGACUACAAGGUCACAGUAAAUCGCUGCAUACUACCAGAGGAAUAUCCACUACCAAACGCUGAAGAUCUGUUUGCCACUCUAGCUGGUGGGAAGGUUUUCAGUAAGCUGGACCUGGCAUUCGCUUAUCAGCAACUGAAGCUGGAUCCGGAGUCAGAACAGUAUCUGACCAUCAAUACACACAAGGGGCUAUUCAGAUUCAAUCGCUUGGCCUAUGGAAUCUCGACAGCUCCAGCGAUAUUCCAACACACAAUGGAUCAGAUCUUGGAUGGUAUAGACAACGUUGUGUGCUUCAUGGACGACAUCCUCGUGUCAGCACCAACCAUUGGAGAGCACCUUGUAGUGCUGGACAAAGUGAUGUCAAGACUGGAGAAAUACGGAGUGAGAAUGAAACGCAGCAAGUGUGAGUUCCUCCAGGACUCAGUGGAGUAUCUCGGAUACAAGAUUGAUGCACAAGGCCUGCACCCAACCAACAGCAAGGUGGAAGCAAUUGUAAACGCACCAGCACCCACAAAUAUCUCGGAGUUGAGGUCAUUUUUGGGGCUCCUGAACUAUUACGGAAAGUUUGUGGCAAACUUGUCCACAUUGUUGCAUCCGCUUCACCAACUGCUGCAGGCCGAUACAAAGUGGAAUUGGUCCCCACAAUGCGAAGAAGCAUUCAAGACUUGCAAACAGCGUCUGCUAAAGAGCAAGUGGCUUGCCCACUACAACACAGAGAUGAAGCUGAGACUCGCGUGUGAUGCAUCUCCAUACGGAGUAGGAGCCGUCAUCUCACAUGUUCUAUCGUCAGGUGAAGAACACCCUAUUGCAUUUGCAUCACGGACUCUGUCACCAAGUGAGAAAAAAUAUGCUCAAAUUGAGAAGAAAGCCCUGAGCAUAAUAUUCGGAGUGAAGAAGUUUCACAAAUACCUGUACGGAAGGAAGUUCCAACUGCUGACAGAUCACAAGCCUCUGUUGGCCAUCCUUGGACCAAAAUCAGCUAUACCAACCCUUGCUGCACUUCGAAUGCAACGUUGGGCUCUGAUAUUGUUAGCCUACGACUACGAGAUUGAGUACAGACGAUCCAGUGAUCACGCAAAUGCAGAUGCACUAUCAAGACUACCAUGCAAUAGUGACUCCGACAGUGAAGAUGAUAGAGCAGUCUUCCAGAUCUCUCUCAUUGAUGAACUGCCCAUAUCUGCUUCAGACAUAGCAGAGGAAACAAGGAAAGAUCCAGUGCUUUCCAAAGUCUUGGACUUAACAUUAGGAGGUUGGCCAAACUUCGUAAAUGACGAUAACCUUCGUCCAUUCAUCGACAAGAAAGACCAGUUGUCCACUGAUCAAGGAUGUGUUCUGUGGGGAUCAAGGGUGGUGGUACCUCACAAAUUCCAGAGGAGACUGCUAUCUGACCUGCAUGAGGGACAUCCAGGGAUCACUCGAAUGAAAGCACUCGCUCGCAGUUAUCUGUGGUGGCCUGGACUGGAUCAGGACAUUCAACAGCAUGUAGGCCACUGCUCACCUUGUGAAGCUGUUCGCAACAAGCCUGCUACUGCACCUCUUCAUCCAUGGUCCUGGGCUGCGACACCUUGGGAACGCAUCCAUGUGGAUUACGCCGAGAUUGACAAGCAACAUUUCCUUGUUGUCGUCGAUGUCCAUUCCAGGUGGAUGGAAGUGUUCCCUACUCAACUGACCACAGCUGAGAAGACCAUCAAUCUUCUCAGACACCUGUUUGCAUCCUUUGGACUAGUCAAGGAGCUCGUAUCGGACAAUGGCCCUCCUUUCACGUCAAACGAUUUUGAAAUGUUUCUCAAGAACAAUGGAGUAAGGCACAUCCUGUCACCACCUUACCAUCCGGCAUCAAACGGCGCAGCGGAGAGAGCCGUGCAAACCUUUAAGAAGGCCUGGACUAGACUCAAGGUUCAGUCUGUGCCCACCCACCUAAGGCUUCCCCGGUUCCUGUUUACUUACCGCAACACACCACACACAGUAACGGAAUGUACACCAGCUGAACUGUUUCUGAGACGCCAACCACGUACCCGCCUGACAUUGUUGAAACCAGACUUGUCAAGCACUGUGGCAAAGCACCAGCUACAGCAGAAGAAAGCUCAUGACAGACACUCAAAGACUGUCAGAGAAUUCAAAGAGGGAGAGAGGGUGAUGGUACGUGAGUUCAGACACCCCAAGAGCCUGUGGAACUCAGGUGUGAUCUUGCAACGCAAAGGACCUUUGACUUACCAAGUCCAAAUUGGUCAUCGCCAGGUCAACGUUCAUGUGGAUCAUCUGCUACGGUCCAACGCCCCAGCAGAGACACGCCGAGAGAACAAUAACGACCCCCAGGACUAUUCUCCUGACUGUGGACGUACGGGAGAGACAGAGCCUGACCUUCCACCCGAACCUGGCCCACCACCGGAAGCCCAGGAGGAGCGGAGAUAUCCUAUUCGACAGCGAAAGGCACCUUAA
Molecule: messenger RNA, 3360 nt
Organism: Salvelinus fontinalis (brook trout)
Lineage: Eukaryota; Metazoa; Chordata; Actinopteri; Salmoniformes; Salmonidae
Exons: 1
Coding region: 328-3360 (1010 amino acids)
Biological process (GO): DNA integration; proteolysis
Molecular function (GO): aspartic-type endopeptidase activity; nucleic acid binding
Source: RefSeq, a predicted model, not a curated record